GUUGCUUAUCGCAUAUCGUAAAACGAUAACGCUUUCAUACUGUAAUGUAAUAUAUUGUGUAGUGAAAUACGGAAAUAAAAAGAAACUAUGUUUAGUGUCUUGCUAUGUAUUGAAUUUGUACUUAUUGAAUGCUUUAUAAAAAAGAAAAUAAUUCAAUGAUGUUGCCAUCAUUUCAUACACCUAUGUAAAGAUAUUUAUUACUACAUAUAAAGAAGAAAUGAAAGUAGAUCUGAAGUAAACGGAUAUUGCAAUUUCAAAGAAUGUCGGAAAUUAAAAGCGAGUAUUAAGUGUUACGGUGAAAAUUUAUAAAGAAAAAAACAUCAAAUAAAAUUUUAAUACAAAAAGUGAAGCGGGUCGCUUUUUAAAGGAGCGUUUGUGGAAAUGAAUUUUAUUCUUAGUGUGCUGCUAUUAGCAACGCUGGGAGAUAAAAAUGACUUUUGGCUGCAAUCAAGAAAAGGAUGUCAGAUAUUGGCAGCAAAUAUUCGGUCUGAUGAUACGGCUUUUACAAAUAUACCCCUUAAUUCGACUGAUGCAAAUUCCAAGAUGAAGGAUUCACAGAACCUAAGUACAACCAUCACAAAUUUGGCUACCUUUGACACAAAACUAAAUCACCUGUUAGUGGACACCAUUACAGGAAGAGUGUUUGUUGGUGGUGUUAACAGGUUGUAUCAGCUGUCUCCUGAUUUAGAGCUGUCAGAAACGGUGAAAACGGGACCUCAAAAUGAUUCGGUAGAAUGCAGCAUACUCGACUGCCCCUUGAAUGCAGUUCGCAGUCCGACGGACAAUUACAAUAAGGUUUUGCUCAUAGAUCGUGCUACCUCUCGACUUAUAGCGUGCGGAUCACUAUUCCAAGGGACAUGUACAGUUCGAAAUCUUCAAAAUGUCAGCAUAGUUGAGCAUGAAGUGCCGGAUGCGGUUGUCGCAAAUGAUGCAAAUUCAUCGACAGUCGCAUUUAUAGCGCCGGGACCUCCACAGCACCCAGUGACAAAUGUGAUGUACGUUGGAGUUACUUAUACUAAUAAUUCACCAUACCGAAGUGAAAUUCCCGCAGUAGCUUCACGCUCCCUUGAAAAGACGAAGAUGUUCCAGAUUGCGUCCUCUGCGGUUACAACCGGAACAAGGACUUUUAUUAAUUCGUAUGCCCGAGAAACAUAUUUUGUAAAUUACGUUUAUGGAUUCAGUUCCGAGAGAUUUUCAUACUUUCUUACUACCCAGUUGAAGCACAGUCACCCAUCUUCCACUAAAGAGUAUAUAACGAAGCUUGUGCGAAUAUGCCAAGAAGAUUCAAACUAUUAUUCAUACACGGAAAUUCCAGUCGAAUGUAUUAGUGAUGCUCAAGGCGGUACGAAAUUUAAUUUGGUUCAGGCCGGUUACUUAGGAAAGCCCAGCUCGGACCUGGCUCAAAGCUUGGGUAUAUCCAUUCAGGAUGAUGUUCUUUUUGCCGUUUUUUCAAAGGGUGACGGAAACACACCAACAAACAAUUCUGCACUUUGUAUUUACUCAUUAAAAUCUAUUCGUCGCAAAUUUAUGCAAAACAUAAAGUCCUGCUUUAACGGAAAUGGAAUGAGGGGACUGGAUUUCAUAUCACCCAGCAUGCCAUGUGUUUUAACGAAAUUGCAAACUAUUGGAGAAGAUUUUUGUGGAUUAGAUGUUAAUUCGCCAUUAGGAGGGGAGAAUCCGAUUACUUCAGUGCCGGUGGCUAUGUUUAACACAAAGAUAACUUCAGUCGCUGCAACGAGUACAAGCGGAUAUACUGUUGUGUUUGUGGGCACGACAGAUGGAUACCUCAAAAAAGUUGUAGUUGAGUCUUCAUCUGUUGCCAAUGAGUAUUCUAGUUUUUCUGUGGACUUAGGUUCUGCAAUUAACCAGGACAUGCAGUUUGAUAACCAAAACCUUUACAUGUAUGUCAUGUCCGAAACUAAAGUAGCAAAAGUAAAAGUGUUUGAUUGUUCUGAUUAUAAGACAUGUGGUGAGUGCUUAGGUGCUAGAGAUCCGUAUUGCGGCUGGUGCUCAUUGGAAAACAAAUGUAGCCCACGUUCGAACUGUCAGGAUGACGCAAACGAUCCUCUGUACUGGGUCAGUUAUAAAACUGGAAAAUGUACAACGAUAACAAGUGUUGUGCCCCACCAGCUACAACGUACUACCGCUCGGACUCUAGAACUUAUCAUCGAUCAUUUGCCGCAACUAAAGGAAAAUUUAAUAUGUGCUUUUACCACAGAGGAUAAAGCCCUUUUUACUAAUGCAACAAAGAAACGAAAUGGUGUGAACUGCACUACACCGCGGACAGACAUGCUGCCCCAAAUUGAACAAGGAAAACACCACUUUACAGCCAAACUGUCUGUGCGCACAAGAAACGGCCCUGACUUGGUGUCCACGGAUUUCACCUUUUUUGAUUGCAGUACGCACUCAUCGUGUACACGAUGUGUGUCCUCGGAGUUUCCAUGUGAUUGGUGCGUUGAAGCUCACCGCUGCACUCACGACACUGCCGAAAAUUGUCGCAAUGAUAUUUUGGUCACAGGCGUCAGCCGUAUAGGCCCAAGUUAUAGAUCAGGUCCUGGAUUUUGUCCAACUAUUAACGCUACAGGUGAUGGAAGUGAAGUACUUGUGGCUGGUGGAACAAGCAAAUCUAUAAAAGUUAAGGUUCAUAUAAUAGGGCAGUUUAUAGUCCAAACGAGAUUUGUUUGCCAAUUUAAUAUUGAGGGACGUGUAACGAGUUUAAACGCUCAAUUGUUGGGCGACACCAUUUACUGUGAUAGUAUGGAAUUUCAGUACACCUCAAGAUCGCCCAAUUUGACAGCCACUUUCGCUGUUAUAUGGGGCGGAUCCAAGCCUCUUGAUAAUCCUCAUAAUAUACAUGUUGUUAUUUAUCGGUGUCGAGAAAUGGCCGACAGCUGUGGUAUUUGUUUGGCUUUAGCCGAAAAGUACAAUUGCGGAUGGUGUUCAUCUACUAACACAUGUGAAGUUGAAGAACAGUGCAAUAAGAACAAAGAGGGAAAAACUGAUUGGUUGAAUCGAAGUGAAAUUUGCCCCAACCCUGAAAUACAUACUUUCGAACCCAAAACUGGUCCUUGGGAAGGAGGAACAAACAUAACAAUUCGAGGUAUUAAUUUAGGGAAAAAUUAUAACGACAUUUAUUCAGGAGUUCGAAUAGCUGGUAUAAAUUGUAUGCCAUUUCCACAAUUUUACAUCGAUACAAAACAAAUUGUGUGUACGGUUGAUAGCCCCGGGGAACAAAUGUACAGAAAUGGAAAAAUAGUUGUACAAAUAGGGGACUACCGCGGCGAGUCUAAAGAGGACUACGAAUUUGUUGACCCGAAAAUUUUGGAUUUUAAUCCAAAGUUUGGUCCAACUUCCGGCGGGACUGAGAUACAUAUAACUGGGAAACACUUAAAUGCCGGCUCCCGCAUACAAGCAUCUAUUAAUGAUCAUUUACCUUGCAAAAUUCUAAAAACAGAUUCUUCUGAGGCUAUAUGUCGGACGUCCCCUUCUCCUGGUAUAAUCGAGGGUCGACUAAAAAUGUCGUUUGAUAAUGGUCCUCGAGAAUUUAAUGAUUACAAUUUUAAAUAUGUUCUCGAUCCCACAAUUGAACACGUUAGCUCAGGGCCGAGUGGGCAAAUAAAAGUACCGAAAGGAAUACCAUCCGGCGGAAUUCGUAUUUCGGUAAUUGGUACCCAGUUUACCAGUAUACAAUCUCCCAAUAUCUACGUGAUAUAUAAUGGAAAGAUUUAUGAAAGCCAAUGUCGUGUUCAAUCGGAUACAGAAAUGGAAUGUGCAUCUCCAGUUAUUAAUGUGGAUAGCAAAAAUAUUGAAGCAGAGAAUCCCAUGCUUCUUGAAUAUGGAUUCUUAAUGGAUAAUGUAUUGCGCGUACAAAAUUUAUCAAAGAUUCAUAAAAACCAUUUUGAGCUUUAUCCAAAUCCCGAGUAUUUCAUAUUUGAAGAAAGAGUUAAGUACUUUAAGAGUGAAUAUUUAACAAUAAAUGGUCGGAAUCUAGAUCGCGCCUGCAAAGAGACUGAUGUGGAAGUAAAGAUAGGUAAUGGAUUUUGCAAUAUUACGUCACUUUCAAGACAACAACUCACAUGUAGACCUCCUCCUGAAGCAACAGCAACUAAAAGCCUUAAUGGGCCCGAAGUUAUUGUACGAAUUGGAACAUCGCUGGAGUAUAGAAUUGGUAUUCUCAGCUAUGAAUCGUCUAACAUUAUUUUGGAUUGGGGAGAAAAUGUCUUUUUUGCAGUAAUAGCUACAAUUGUUAUUUUACUUCUGAUUUUUGUUGCUUUGCUGGUAGCUUAUAAAAAAAAAAGUUCUGAAUCGAAUCGGGUACUUCGAAACAUGCAGGAACAGAUGGACAUCUUGGAGUUGCGUGUCGCAGCUGAAUGUAAGGAGGCAUUUGCCGAACUUCAAACAGAGAUGACUGAUCUCACAGGGGAUCUUACGUCGGGAGGAAUCCCAUUUUUAGAUUAUCGUUCAUAUGCAAUGAAGAUUCUUUUUCCCAAUCACGAAGACCAUAUUGUUCUGCAAUGGGAAAGGCCUGAGCUUCUCCGGAAGGAAAAAGGGUUGCGAAUUUUCGGCCAACUUAUUAUGAAUAAAACAUUCUUGCUACUUUUUAUUCGAACGUUAGAGUCGAAUCGUUAUUUCUCAAUGAGAGAACGAGUUAAUGUAGCCUCAUUAAUUAUGGUCACCCUUCAAUCAAAAUUGGAAUAUUGUACAGAUAUUUUAAAAACAUUAUUGGGAGAUUUGAUUGAAAAAUGUAUAGAAGGAAAGAGUCAUCCGAAACUCUUGUUACGCCGAACGGAAAGUGUGGCAGAAAAGAUGUUAAGUGCUUGGUUCACCUUUCUUCUUUACAAGUUUUUGAAAGAGUGUGCUGGAGAGCCUUUAUAUAUGCUUUUUCGCGCGGUGAAAGGACAAGUCGAUAAGGGUCCUGUUGACGCUUGCACACAUGAAGCAAGAUACUCCCUUAGUGAAGAAAAACUUAUACGGCAGUCCAUUGAUUUCAGACCAAUGAACGUUUAUGCAAGUAUCAUACAGCAGCCAAUAUUUUGCAAUAACUUGGAUAUGCUGCCUUCUCACACCGAAAACGUAUCCGUAAAGGUAUUGGACUGCGAUACAAUUGGACAAGUUAAGGAGAAAUGCUUAGAGACAAUUUAUAGAAACAUUCCAUCAAGCCAAAGACCCCGUAAGGACGACUUAGAUUUAGAAUGGCGAACAGGAGCAACGGGCCGAGUAAUUCUGUAUGAUGAGGACGUCACAUCAAAAACCGAGAGCGAAUGGAAGAAACUUAAUACUUUGCAACACUAUAAUGUUCCAGAUGGUGCUGGACUGAGCUUAGUACCAAAGCAAAGUUCGAUUUAUAAUUUUAGCAUUUUAUCGGAUAAAAAUGAAAAAUCUCAUAAGUAUGAAACGCUUAAUAUAUCGAAAUACACAUCGUCCUCUCCGACAUUUAGUCGCGCCGGUAGCCCUCUUAAUAAUGAUUUGCAUGAUAAUGGUCUAAGAUACUGGCACCUUGUGAAACACCAUGAUAGUGAUAUGCAGAAAGAAGGAGAACGGGUUAACAAAUUGGUAUCAGAGAUUUAUUUAACCAGACUAUUGGCUACCAAGGGUACGCUUCAAAAAUUUGUUGACGACCUCUUUGAAACAAUAUUUAGCACCGCACACCGUGGUUCGGCACUGCCAUUAGCUAUAAAGUACAUGUUUGACUUUCUGGACGAUCAAGCUCAGUUGCAUGGCAUAACUGAUCCAGAAGUUGUGCAUACUUGGAAAAGUAACAGCUUACCAUUGCGGUUUUGGGUAAACUUAAUUAAAAAUCCAAAUUUUGUUUUUGACAUACAUAAGUCAAAUAUAGUGGAUUCGUGCUUGUCAGUUGUGGCCCAAACAUUUAUGGACUCUUGUUCAACUUCUGAUCAUCGGCUAGGCAAGGACUCACCAAGCUCGAAACUACUAUACGCUAAAGAUAUACCAGAAUAUCGCAAGUGGGUAGAUCGCUAUUAUAGAGACAUACGCGAUAUGUCACCAAUAUCAGAUCAGGACAUGAAUGCUAUGCUUGCAGAAGAAUCAAGGCUGCACACAACAGAAUUUAAUACAAACUGUGCUCUACAUGAGUUAUAUACAUAUGCUGUAAAGUACAAUGAACAGCUAACAGUUACUCUUGAAGAGGAUGAAUUUUCGCAAAAGCAGAGGUUGGCUUUUAAGUUAGAGCAGGUUCACAACAUAAUGUCGGCAGAAUAAAAUGUCUCUAUCCUACAAGCUGAGAGAGAAAUACAAAAAAUACAAUUUAUGAAAAUCAUUUGUAAAUGUAGUAUUUGCUCAUUUAAUGCUUAAAUAAUAUGGUAUUGUAUGUAUGUACGUAUUUCAAUAAGAAAAAUUAUGUAAGACGUAAUAACCAAGAUAAAAUAUUUUAACUGAUAAA
Molecule: messenger RNA, 6400 nt
Organism: Drosophila eugracilis
Lineage: Eukaryota; Metazoa; Arthropoda; Insecta; Diptera; Drosophilidae
Gene: PlexA
Product: plexin-A2
Exons: 10
Coding region: 382-6219 (1945 amino acids)
Biological process (GO): negative regulation of cell adhesion; regulation of GTPase activity; motor neuron axon guidance
Cellular component (GO): semaphorin receptor complex
Molecular function (GO): semaphorin receptor activity; protein binding
Source: RefSeq, a predicted model, not a curated record